AUGCGACAGGAUCGAGACGAACCGGUGCGACGCUUUGGUGCCCGCCAACGUGAACAGGCAGAUAUCUGCAGGUUCGUCAUCACGUGCCCUAGUUGCAAGUAUAACGUGAAUUACACCGAUGCCUUUGGGCGUGACAUAUUAAGCCGAGGAAUUGCCGAUUCUGACAUCCAAUUAGACCUCUUAGGAGAUAAAAAUCAGGAUGUGUCAUUGGAGGAGGUAUUCCAGUUCAUUAAAGCGAAAGAAGCUGGGAAAAGAUCAGCCUCAAGACCACUAAACACCUUUUCAGUGGAAGCUGCACGUUCAUCUUAUCAGAGAACCAAGUACCCACUGGAUGAGGAUAAACGGGGCCCAUGCUCGUACUAUGGCAAGCGCGGCCAUGGCACGAAAAGCGCCACACGCAUCCGCAGAAACCAGUGCACAGCCUUUGGUCACAAAUGUGAGCGCUGCCAUCGAGACAACCACUUUGGAACCAUGUGCAGUAGUAAAGACACGCCUAAUGACAGAAGACCAUCACAGACGGAGCGAUUCAAUAAAGGAAAUGCCGUUUUUAAUUCUCUCUGUAACGCAAAAGACGGCUCAUUCUGCUGCGAACCUGUGAAACUCAUUUUGACGGAUGACCUGGCAUUGAUUGCCUCGAACCAUGACGCUUUCCGACACUCGACCCAAUCACUGCCUGACCUUAGGGUGUACGACACCACUGACAGUGAUAUCAAGGAGUGUGUGAUUGCAGCCGCUACCACAUCACUAAAUGCAUUAAACCUCAAGUCAGUCACAUGGGACAGAGUGCGCACUGCCACUGCCAGCGACGAAGAUAUGCUAUUCCGCGAUGAUCUGUCUAAUAUAGACGGCGUCAUAGUUUAUAAAGACCGCAUCGUUAUCCCACCAUCCCUGCGAGACGAAGUGCUUUGCGCCUUACAUUCAGCUCAUCAAGGAGUAACCUCUAUGAUCGCUAGGGCAGAAUCAUCUGUAUUCUGGCCAGGUAUAACGCCUGCUAUUGCAGCACUCCGUGCUAGCUGCCUGCAAUGCAAUCGCAACGCACCAUCUAUUCCUAGCGCUCCACCAGUCCUUUCAACGAGCCCGGAAUACCCUUUCCAGUGUCUCUGUGCUGAUUUUUUCACAUACAAAGGAAACCACUACUUAGUUAUCGUAGAUCGUUAUUCCAACUGGCCAAUAGUUGAAAGGUCCUCAGAUGGGACUCUCGGAUUCAUCUCCUGCCUCAGACGUACUUUUGUAACUUAUAGCAUACCCGUUGAGCUGGCCUCUGACAGAGGGCAGUUUACUGCUACCAUUACUCGACAGUUUCUAGCUGAUUGGGGUGUUCAUCAGAGGUUAUCCUCAGUAGCAUUCUCUCACAGCAACUGCAGAGCAAAGCUCGGCGUUAAGACAGUAAAGCGCCAUCUUAUGGACAAUACAGGUCCCUCCGGAACCAGUGACACGGACUCAUUCCAACGUGCAAUGCUGCAGUAUAGGAACACACCGGACAGAGACACAAAAUUAUCUCCGGCGAUGUGCAUCUUUGGCCGUCCUAUUCGAGACUUCAUACCCAUAAUCCCGGGAAAUUAUAGACCUCAUGAAACGUGGCGCAGCACAUGGAAAGCACGUGAAGAGGCCCUGCGGAACCGCCACAUGAGGUGUGCUGAGAGAUUAUCGGAGCAUAUCAAACGGCUGCAACCACUAGUCGUCGGUGAUCAUGUGCCGAUUCAAAACCAAGUUGGACCGUAUGCACGCAAAUGGGAUAAAACUGGGAUAGUCAUCGAAGUUCGACCAAUACGUGAUAAGCGUUGA
Messenger RNA from Acanthosepion pharaonis, 1785 nucleotides. The record is from the annotation of a GenBank genome assembly. Lineage: Eukaryota; Metazoa; Mollusca; Cephalopoda; Sepiida; Sepiidae.